Molecule: messenger RNA, 1884 nt
Organism: Xenia sp. Carnegie-2017
Lineage: Eukaryota; Metazoa; Cnidaria; Anthozoa; Malacalcyonacea; Xeniidae
Product: synaptotagmin-2-like
Exons: 6
Coding region: 123-1502 (459 amino acids)
Biological process (GO): cellular response to calcium ion; regulation of dopamine secretion; regulation of calcium ion-dependent exocytosis
Cellular component (GO): membrane
Molecular function (GO): calcium-dependent phospholipid binding; clathrin binding; calcium ion binding
Source: RefSeq, a predicted model, not a curated record
UUGCAUAUAUAAUAAGUCUUGACGCAUUACCAAAGCGACGUUCAUAACGAACUAUGUGUUUACAUUAAAAUGCUUUUACCUUACGAAAAAUUCAUCGUUUACGAUGAUUGGUUGUCAUAGAUAUGACUGACAAUUCGUUCGAGACGGUGAAAAGAGUUAGUGUGUCGCUUCUUGCUGCUUUAGUGAUUUUUCUUUAUAUAUGUUCACCUACUAUCAACGCGUCAAAUAAUGUCGAUGAUGAAAAAAUAUAUUUUCGUUCCUUGGCAAACAAUGAGACGAAACAUGAAUCAAUACUUCCCCAUUUUAACAUCACGUCAGUUACAGGUUGGGUGAAAACUCACAAGAAACAAGCAGCAAUUGGUUUGAUCGUUGGAGUAACAAUCACGAUUAUAAUUGUCAUUCUUAUUUGUUGCUGCGUUUCAAAAGUUGCGUCGGAAAAGGCGAAAAGAAAGAAAAAGAAAAAAGAUGCAGUUGUAAGAGGUCAUUCAAAGAAGGUCAAGCUUCCGAAAUUCAAACUACCGAAAUUUCCUGCUUUCAAAAUUCAACCUAGUGAUGGUUUUGGUCGAGAGAUUAAAAACAUUGGACAACUGGCAUUUUCUCUUUUUUACCAAAUGAAAACCGAAACUCUUUAUGUGAAAAUCAUCAAAGCCGAAGAUUUAUCCAUAAAGUCAUCUGGCUACGUUUCGUUUAAUUUUGUACAUAUUGUACUUAAUCCAAUGUCUACUUCUCAUGAAACAAAACGAGUUCGCAACUGUAUCUCCCCCGUCUUUAACGAUCUCACCGUCUUUGAUGUUAAACCUGAUGAGCUCAAAGAACAAACAUUGAUUCUGUGUGUCUUCGAUGAAAACAAGACAUCGCCUCGAGAUUUGAUUGGUUCCAUAAGAUUGGACAUGCGCGAUGUAUUUGACCGCAUAAACAGAAAGUCAGUGCAGUUUGAACAAGGUUUGCAGUGGAGAAGAGAAGCAAAAGGAGGUGAUAUUUAUUUGGGUUUCUACUGGAAUCCAAGAGAGGAGAUGUUUUGUGUAACUGUAAAGGAUUGUUCACAUCUUACUCCAGUUGACAAAAACGGACAGGCUAAUCCUUAUGUCACGCUGGACGUUUUUGAUGGAACUACGCGAAUACUUCAUAAAAAAACGCCAACGAAACAAAAAACUUUAUUUCCAGAUUUCGGGGAAGGUUCCAGAUUUCAUUUUCCAUUUAAAGGAACACAAAAGAAGUCGUUAUGUCUUAUUAUAAGCGUGAAACAUCGACCUAGCUGGCGUUCUGGUAUAAAAGAAGUGAUUGGUCAGCUUAGCUUUAGUUCUCGAUCAAUAGGAAGUGAGCAAAGGCAUUGGCAAUCAGCUUUAACAAGUGGUAAAAUUAUUUUCAUGAAGCAUGCUCUCCAAUCGUCUGUCGACAUUCCGGGGAAACAUGUGACCAAAAGAUCUCAAUGUGAGGAUCUUUAUGACGAUUUAUCAGAAGAAGAAAAUCUAAUCGAUCAGGAGGAGGAUCUGCCUCUUUGAUUCUAGAAAUUGCAUGGCUUUAAGCAUGCAUACGUAAAGCAAAGUUUUAUAUGAAUAAUUACACAUAUUUUUAAAGACUGUCAGUAAGCAUUAAUCUGUUUACACAGAUCGAGGUGUUUAUAUGUAAAUAUGCAUCUUCCAACAAUUAGCAACACCACGACCAUCUUUAAUAAGAAGAUGUUUGAUCGCUCAAUAGUAAUUUUUAAUACGUGAUGGAUAUUUGCACUGAGCCAUUGAGCCAAAAAGUCAUUUUUGACAUGAAAUGUACUAUAACUGUGUGAGAAAUUGGCAAUGCAAGUUCUCGAAACUGGAAUUAAAAAUGUCAUAUAAUAGUUAACAAAAAUAGUAAAAACAGCUUAUGCUUUUCUUUUUUGUACCGCAA